Molecule: messenger RNA, 952 nt
Organism: Heterocephalus glaber (naked mole-rat)
Lineage: Eukaryota; Metazoa; Chordata; Mammalia; Rodentia; Bathyergidae
Gene: Prl
Product: prolactin
Biological process (GO): positive regulation of receptor signaling pathway via JAK-STAT; response to nutrient levels; positive regulation of cell population proliferation
Cellular component (GO): extracellular region
Molecular function (GO): hormone activity; prolactin receptor binding
Source: RefSeq, a predicted model, not a curated record
AUAUAUUCAUGAAAAUGACAAAGGUUUAUAAAGCCAACAUCUGAACCUGGACGUGAGAUCGCCAGGCCUUCUCCGGUGAAGGUGUUUCCAGUUCUGCUCACCGCCAUGGACAGCAAGAGGCAAGCUGGGUCACUCUUACUGCUGCUACUUAUGUCAAACCUCCUCCUGUGCAAGAACGUGGCUUCCGAGCCCAUCUGUCCCAACAGGUCUGGCUGCCAGGUGUCCCUCCGAGAGCUAUUUGAUCGGGCCAUCAUCCUGUCUCAUUACAUCCAUAGCCUCUCUUCCGAAAUUUUCCAGGAAUUUGAUGCGCAGUAUUCCCAGGGCCCAGGGUUCUUUACCCAGGCCAUCAGCAUGUGCCACACUGCAUCCAUCUCCACUCCAGCUGGCAAGGAGCAGGCCCAGCAAAUCCAACAAAAAGACUUUGUCAUUCUGGUUAUCCAUUUGCUGGGCUCCUGGACUAAACCUCUGAGCCACCUCAUCACAGAAGCACGUCGCCUGCCAAAAGCCCCUGAUGCUCUCAUAGCAAAAGCCACGGAGAUUCAGGAACAAAACCAACGACUUCUAGAAGGCCUGAAGAAGAUAGGCAAGCUGGUUGAUCCUGAAAUUAUAGACAAUGGGAACUAUGCUGUCUGGCUGGGACUUCCAUCCCUGCAAUCAAAUGAUUUACAAUCGCUCCUGUUUGCUUAUCAUAACUUGUUCCGCUGCCUGCGCAGGGAUACACAUAAGGUUGACAAUUAUCUCAAGUUCCUGAAAUGCCAAAUCGCCUAUGAUGGCAGCUGCUAAGUUUAAAUCCAUCACAUCUAUUUCUGAGAUGGUUCUUAAGAAUCCAGCCCUUGGAAAGCUUCUUUUAGUUUAAUGGCUUUUAGUGCAUGUUUGGGUAUAAGGGUGUAAGGUGGCUCUUCUUAAAAAAUAAAAUAAAAACUCACUCUAUAGCACUGUCAAAAUCCUAAAA